AUGGAUGUAGCCUCUGGCGACGCCUCGUCUACGGACGUCUACUACAACCUGGGAUCCUUCCACCGCCAAGUAACAACAAAUAACAAAUGGGCCCAGGUCUGGUUUGACCGUGGAAUCAUCUGGACAUACGCUUUCAAUCAUGGCGAGGCAGCCCAAUGCUUCCAAAAAGCCAUCACCCACGACCCAAGCUGUGCAAUGGCAUACUGGGGACUGGCAUACACGCUCGGCCCCAACUACAACAAGCCAUGGCAAUUCUUCGACGAGAAAGAGUUAAAAAAAACUGUUCAACGCACCAACCGCGCCGUCCACGAUGCUCGACAAUACGCAUCCACGGCGCAACCCGUUGAAGCGGCUCUCAUUGACGCUCUUCAAUUCAGGUACCCGCAGGAUCAGCCAACAGAGGACUGCUCCUCCUGGAACCAGGGGUAUGCCGAUGCGAUGCAGUCAGUCUACCAACGAUUCCCCGAGGACCUAGAUGUGGCAGCCUUGUACGCGGACGCAUUGAUGAAUCUGACUCCCUGGGAGCUGUGGGAUAUACGCACCAACGAGCCCGCCCCAGGCGCCCGCACACACGAAGUCAAAGCCGUUCUCGACCGCGCACUGACACAAAAGGGAGGUCUCCGCCAUCCCGGCCUUCUCCACCUGUACAUCCAUCUGAUGGAGAUGUCCGGAACGCCGGAGAAAGCCCUGGUGGUGGCGGAUCACCUGCGCGGGCUGGUCCCCGACGCCGGACAUCUGCAACACAUGCCCACGCACCUGGACAUCUUGUGCGGCGACUACCGGCGGGCGAUAGCGUCCAACUCGGACGCUAUCCGCGCGGAUGAAAAGUUCCUUGCUCGUGCAGGCCCGGUCAACUUCUACACCCUCUAUCGGUCCCACGAUUACCACUUCCGGAUCUACGCGGCUAUGUUCUCUGGGCUCUCGGCGAUAGCCCUGGACACGGCAGCCGAGCUUGAGCAAUCGAUCCCGGAGGAGCUUCUCCGUGUCGAGUCGCCCCCGAUGGCGGACUGGCUGGAGGGGUUCCUCACGAUGCGAGUUCACGUGUUGAUCCGGUUCGGACGCUGGCAGGAGCUGCUGGACCUUGAACUGCCGCGGGACGCAGAGCUAUACUGCGUGACGACAGCCAUGAUGCACUACGGCAAGGGGGUUGCGCUGGCCGCAACGGGGGAGGUAGAUCGUGCGAACGAACAACGCAACCUAUUCGACCAAGCCUUGAAACGUGUUCCGGCCAGCCGAAUGCUAUUCAACAACAAAUGCGUCGAUAUCCUGGGGAUCGCAGAAGCCAUGCUAAACGGGGAGCUCGAGUACCGCCGCGGGAACUUCGAUGUCGCAUUCGAGCACCUGCGCCGCGCAAUUUCACGCGACGACGAGCUUCCUUAUGACGAGCCAUGGGGCUGGAUGCAGCCGACGCGACAUGCAUAUGGCGCUCUCCUGCUAGAGCAGGGGCACGUCGAGCAGGCCGCUGCGGUUUACGGAGCCGAUCUGGGAAUGGACGAUACGUUGCCUCGCUCGCUGCAGCAUCCGAAUAACCACCUCAGCUGGCUCGCUAUCCUCGCAGCUUGCCUUUCUAGCAUGAUAAAAACCACACAUGCCACAGCUGAAUUCAAACAACAAUGCCUAUCCUUCCCCGCACACAAACACGCCUCAAACUCCCACAUCCAAAUCCUAAGAUACAUCCCCCGAGGAACCAACCUAACACUACUAGACAACGACAGCACAUGCUCCCGCCAAUACCAACAAGUCUCAGCCGACAUCUGUCGAGUCGCUCUCUCCGUCGCGACAUCCAACCAGUCUUCCAUAGUUAUAGAGCUUUGGCUACCACGCGAGUGGAGCGGCCGGUUUCUCGGGACCGGAAAUGGGGGCAUAGAUGGAUGUAUCAAGUACGAAGAUGUAGAGUACGGAGCCUCGAACGGGUUUGCGACGAUCGGGACUAAUAACGGGCAUAAUGGCACUACUGCUGCGCCUUUAUACCGUAAUCCGGAUGUUAUCAUGGAUUUCGCUUGGAGGGCCCUUCACACCGGCGUGACGAUAGGAAAGGAGCUGACGGCCCGUUUCUACGGCCGAGCACACAGCAAGUCGUACUAUAUUGGCUGCUCCCUCGGCGGGCGCCAGGGGAUUUACGCCGCGGAUUUAUUUCCCGAGGACUUCGAUGGUAUAGUUGCUGGCGCGCCGGCGGUGGACUUCAAUAACCUUGUCUCGUGGAGGGCUAGUUUUUUUCCGAUCACUGGGUCUGUUAAUUCAUCGCGAUACGUUACCGAAGGUCAGUGGAAGGGUUUGAUACAUUCGGGAAUUCUGCGGCAGUGCGAUGGCAUUGAUGGUGUUCUUGAUGGCGUCAUUGAGGAUCCCACGCUGUGCGAUUUCCAACCUGAUAUUCUGCUGUGUGAGGGAGAUCAGACGCAUGACUGCUUGAGUCCAGCCCAGGUGGAGACUGUUCGAGAGAUAUUCUCCCCGCUCCACGACAAGGACAAUAGCUUGAUAUACCCUGCCAUGCAGCCGGGAAGCGAGCUUAAAUCUGCCGAUGGGCUCUACGCUGGGAAACCCUUUAUGUACUCUGAGUCAUGGUUCCAAUACGUCAUUUACGACCCCUCAUGGGACCCUACCAGCUUCAAUCUCCAAGACGCACAAGUAGCAGAGACCCUAAACCCAGGCAACAUCCGCACAUGGCCAAACGAUCUCUCACAGUUCCAAAACCUCGGCGGCAAGAUCAUCGUCCACCACGGCCAGCAAGAUGACAAGAUAACCAGCUUCAACACGCCGCGUUUCUACGAUCAUCUCGCUGCUGGCAUGCAAUAUACCCCCGCGCAGAUGGACGAGUUCCUUCGCUUCUUUCGCGUCCCGGGAAUGUUCCACUGUAACUCUGGUCCUGGGGCUUGGGUCAUUGGCCAGGGCGGCGGGUCGUCAGCUGCGGGGAUACCAUUUACUAGAGAGCAAAAUGUGCUCGCGGCUUUGGUGGCCUGGGUGGAAGGUGAUGAGGCUCCUGAGACUAUUGGAGGGACGAGAUUUGUGGAGGAUGAUCCUGGGUUAGGCGAGGAGAGGCGACGCGAGCAUUGCCGUUACCCACUACGAAAUAAAUAUGUGGGGGGAGACGCUUCGUUAGCGGAAAGUUGGCGAUGCACAUGA
Messenger RNA from Aspergillus candidus, 3120 nucleotides. RefSeq names its product TPR domain protein. The transcript is spliced from 6 exons. The record is from RefSeq and is a predicted model, not a curated record. Lineage: Eukaryota; Fungi; Ascomycota; Eurotiomycetes; Eurotiales; Aspergillaceae. Bases 1 to 3120 code for a protein of 1039 amino acids. Gene Ontology annotation, molecular function: protein binding. Gene Ontology annotation, cellular component: intracellular anatomical structure.